UCUUAAUAAUUAUAUUUUCUCGUAAUCGUAAGUGACCCGAGACCGAGAGUCUCUCGAAAGCACCUUCUUCUUCUUCUUCUUCUUCAAAUUCUUCUGCGUCUUUUCCCUCCCUAUUUCUCUCUUCUCAAGUCUCAACCUCGCUGGGUGGCUGGGCUGCGAUUAGGGCAACGCAUUGAAAAGUUGAAAACCCUAGGGACGAUGCCGCUCUUCGUCUCCGACGAGGAGUUCUCGCGGCAUGGAAACGACGCCGCAUCCCUCGCGGAUAGGGCCGACGCUUUCAUACGAGACCUCUACAAGGAGCUCGACACCGUCCGUGCUCAGGCCGAUGCAGCUUCCAUAACCGCCGAGCAAACCUGCUCUCUCCUCGAGCAGAAGUACCUCUCUCUUUCUGCUGACUUCUCCAACCUCCAGUCUCACAAUUCGCAGCUCCAAUCCUCUCUUGAUCAGCGCCUCUCAGAGCUUGCGCAACUCCAGGCACACAAACACCAGCUUCAUUUGCAAUCCAUUGGGAAAGAUGGCCAGAUUGAGAGGUUAACGACGGAUGUCUCUGAACUGCAUAAGUCCAAGAGGCAAUUACUAGAGUUGGUGCAGCAGAAAGAUUCAGAGAUUAGUGAAAAGAACGACUCCAUCAAGGCCUAUUUGGAUAAGAUUGUUAACAUGUCCGACAGUGCUGCCCAAAGGGAAGCCCGUUUGAGUGAAACUGAGGCAGAGUUGUCGCGCACCAAGGCUGCUUGUGCUCGUUAUUCUCAGGAGAAGGAACUCGUUGAGAGGCACAAUGCAUGGCUCAAUGAUGAGUUAACAGCCAAAGUUGAUAGUCUUAUUCAGCUGCGUAGAACGCAUGCUGAUCUUGAGGCAGAUUUGUCUUCCAAGCUUGCAGAUGUUGAGAGACAAUUUAAUGAAUGUUCUAGCUCUUUGCAAUGGAACAAGGAUAGAGUAAGAGAACUUGAAAUGAAGAUAACAGCAUUGCAGGAGGAAUUAUGCUCAGCAAAAAGUACUGCUGCAGCUAAUGAAGAGCAACUUUCUUCUGAACUCUCUACUGUAAAUAAGCUUGUUGAACUCUAUAAAGAGAGUUCGGAGGAAUGGUCGAAAAAGGCAGGAGAGCUUGAGGGUGUAAUUAAGGCUCUGGAGACACAUUUGAAGCAAGUUGAAAAUGAUUACAGAGAAAAACUUGAAAAUGAAGCAUCUAUGAGAAAACAAUUUGAAAAGGAGGCUGCAGAUCUGAAACUGAAACUGGAAAAAUGUGAAGCCGAUAUUGAAACAAGCCGCAAAGCAAAUGAACUGAAUCUUCUUCCUCUCAGUAAUUUUACUACUCAAAGCAGAUUGAUGGACUCAUUUGAAACUACUGAUAAUGCUUUGGAUGAUCGCAUGCUUGUCCCCAAGAUUCCUGUUGGUGUUUCAGGAACUGCCUUAGCAGCCUCACUUCUUCGUGAUGGUUGGAGUCUGGCGAAAAUGUAUGCAAAGUACCAAGAGGCAGUUGACGCUCUGAGGCAUGAGCAGUUGGGAAGGAAGGAAUCAGAGGCAGUAUUGCAACGAGUCCUAUAUGAACUAGAGGAGAAAGCCGAACUGAUUUUGGAUGAAAGAGCUGAACAUGAGAGAAUGGCUGAGGCAUACUCUAUGAUCAACCAGAAGUUGCAAAACUCGAUUUCUGAACAGGCAAAUUUGGAGAAAACCAUCCAGGAAUUAAAGGCUGAACUAAGGAGGAGCGAACGUGACUACACUUUUGCUCAGAAAGAGAUUGUUGACCUUCAGAAGCAGGUGACAGUUCUUUUAAAGGAGUGUCGGGAUAUACAAAUUCGUGGUGGAUCUGCUGGUCAUGAUAGUAUUGAUGAUGCCACGAUUGUUGCUUUUGGGAUGAAUGCAGACAUGGAUGCUGAGAAAGUCAUCUCGGAACGUCUUUUGACCUUCAAGGACAUAAAUGGACUGGUUGAGCAGAAUGUUCAGCUGAGGAGCCUUGUUCGGAAUCUUUCUGACCAGAUUGAAAAUAGAGAGUCGGAGUUCAAGGAAAAGCUUGAAAUGGAGCUCAAGAGGCAUACUGAUGAAGCUGCAUCAAGAGUUGCAGCAGUAUUGCAGAGGGCUGAAGAGCAAGGGCACAUGAUUGAAUCCCUUCACACCUCUGUAGCGAUGUACAAAAGGUUAUAUGAAGAGGAACAUAAACUUCAUUUGACUUCUAAUCACUCUGCCGAAGCUGCUCCAGAAGGAGAAAGAACCAACCUAAAGUUGCUUCUGGAAGGUUCUCAGGAAGCUUCUAUAAAGGCCAAAGAGCAGGUUGCUGAACAAGUAAAAUGUCUUGAAGAAGAGCUGUCAAAGUUUAGGAGUGAGGUCAUGCUAUUGCGUGCAGAGCGUGACAAGUUGGGCUUGGAAGCAAAUUUUGCUAGAGAAAGACUUGAUAGCUUUAUGAAAGAAUUGGAACAGCAGAGAAAAGAAACCAAUGGUGUUUUGGCAAGGAAUGUGGAAUUUUCCCAGUUAAUAGUUGACUACCAAAGAAAGCUGCGAGAAAGUUCUGAAUCAUUGCAUGCUGCUGAGGAAGUUUCUAGGAAGUUGACUAUGGAGGUAUCUGUUUUGAAGCGUGAAAAGGAAAUGUUAGUGCAUGCUGAGAAGAGAGCUUAUGAUGAAGUUCGCAGUUUGUCUGAGAGGGUUUAUCGCCUGCAGGCUAGUUUGGACACUAUCCAGAGUGCCGAGCAAAUUCGUGAGGAGGCAAGAGCAGCAGAGAGGAAAAAACAAGAAGAGUAUGUGAAACAAGUUGAGAGGGAGUGGGCUGAGGUUAAGAAGGAGCUGCAAGAAGAACGCGACAAUGUUCGAAGCUUAAAUCUUGAUCGGGAACAGACCAUAAAGAACUCAAUGAAACAAUUAGAAGAAAUGGGAAAGGACUUAGCUAAUGCUUUGCGAGCUGUUACAGCAGCUGAGACAAAGGCAGCAGUAGCAGAGGCAAAAUUGUCUGAUCUCGAGAAAAAGAUGAAAUCCUCAGAUGUCAAGGAUGUUGUGAUUGAUGGUGGGAGUACGACUUUCUUGGGUAAUGAGGUUGCUAUGGAAGAUAUUGAAAAAUUGAAAGAGGAAGCAAAAGCUUACAAGGAUCACAUGCUACAGUAUAAGAGCAUAGCUCAGGUAAAUGAAGAUGCACUAAAACAGAUGGAGACCGCCCAUGAAAAUUUCAGAACUGAGGCGGAAAAACUGAAGAGUUCCCUGGAAGCUCAAUUACUUUCACUUGGAGAGAGGAUUUCUGAACUAGAAAAUGAAUCUAGUUUGAAAUCUGAAGAAGUGGCUUCUGCUGCUGCAGAAAAAGAAGAGGCUCUUUCUUCUGCUUUAGCAGAAAUAACAAGUCUAAAAGAUGAAAAGUCAGCUAAUAUGUCCAAGAUUGUUGCAAUGGAGGUUCAGAUUUCUGCUUUAAAAGAAGAUCUGGAGACAGAACAUCAACGAUGGCGUGCUGCUCAGGCUAAUUACGAAAGACAGGUCAUUCUCCAAUCAGAGACAAUUCAAGAAUUGAAUAAAACUUCACAAGCUUUGGCUUCAGUUCAGGAGGAAGUUUCUGAGCUGCGCAAAUUGGCGGAUACCUACAGAAGUGAAAAUAAUGAACUAAAGGCUAAGUGGAAUUUUGAGAAAGUAAUGCUUGAGGAAUUGAAGAACAAUGCUGAGAAGAAGUAUAAUGAAGUCAAUGAGCAGAAUAAGAUACUGCAUAGUAGACUUGAGGCUAUACACAUUCAAUUGGCUGAGAAGGAUCGAUGUUCUUCUGGACCGUCUAGCGGAAGCACCGAUCCAGAUACUCCUGGUGAUGCUGGUUUGCAAAAUGUUAUUAAUUAUCUGCGACGAUCAAAGGAAAUUGCAGAGACAGAGAUUUCUUUGUUGAAACAAGAGAAAUUGCGUUUGCAAUCACAACUUGAGAGUGCUUUUAAGGCUGCAGAAGCUGCCCAAUCAUCACUUCAUUCUGAGCGUGCAAGUUCUAGAUCAUUAUUGUUUUCUGAGGAUGAAAUAAAAUCUUUGCAACUACAGGUUAGAGAAAUGAACUUGCUUCGUGAAAGCAAUAUACAGCUCAGAGAAGAGAACAAGCACAAUUUUGAGGAAUGUCAGAAACUGCGUGAAAUAGCCCAAAAAGCUAAUGUUGAGACUGAGAGCUUGGAGAGGGUCCUAAAGGAGAGAGAGAUUGAGGUGGAAGCUUGCAAGAAAGAAAUUGAAAUGCAAAAGUUGGAGAAGGAACAUUUGGAAAAGAGGGUUUCUGAGAUUCUAGAGAAGUCUAGAAAUAUUGAUGUGGAAGAUUAUGAUCGUUUGAAGGACGAGGUUCAGCAGUUGCAGGAAAAAGUAAAAGAGAAGGAUGCUCAGAUAGAGGAAAUUAAGAGACUUCUUUCUGAGAAGCAAGAAAUGGUAUCAAAACUAGAGCAAGAUCUCUCUAACUGCAGAAUAGAACUUACUGAAAGGGAAAGGAGGAUAAAUGAGAGUUUGCAAGUUGAGGCUAGUCUAAAGUCAGAUGUGGAGAAGCAGAGGAAGAUGGUUAUAAACAUUAAGAGGAGGUUUGAUGUUGUGUCAAAGGAAAAGGAUGGACUGAGCAAGGAGAAUCAAAAUCUUACUAAGCAGUUGGAGGAUGCCAAACAAGGUAAAAGAUCCGAAGCAGAAACUUCUGGUGAACAGGCCAUGAAGGAGAAAGACACUAGACUUCAGACUCUGGAGAAACACCUAGAGAGGCAGAGAGAAGAACUGAGAAAGGAAAGGGAAGAUAAUCGGUCUGAAAAACAAAGGCGUCAGAAGAAUGAGAAGGCUGUAGCAGAUUCGUAUAAUAAAGUUGUGCAGGAAAAAGCAAGGUUCAUAAAUGAACUGGAGAAACAUAAGCAGGCUUCAAAGCGUCUUUUUGAUGAACUUGAAAAGCUUAACCAUGCCAAAGAUAGUCUCCCAGAGGGUACAUCAGUGGAUCAACUUUAUUCUGGAGCCAUCUUGGAUGAUGAUGCUAAUACUUAUGUCUUGGCUGUUGAAAAUUUUAAAAAGGCAGCACAAUCAGUUGUCAGUGAGCUUGGAGCUCAUGUUGUUCCUGUAGACUCUAUGGACACUUCAUUACCCGCUACAUCUGGUUCAGUUGCUCCUGCACAGGUUCCUGUGUCCUCGCCUGCUCCUGCUACAAGUUUACCUCCCAAAGCAAGUGAAGAUAGUGAAAGGAGAUAUAAUUUGCCUAAAAACCGGAAGAAGUUGGUUCGUCCGCGACUUGUAAAACCGAAUGAACCACCUGUGGAUACAGUAAUGACUGAGAUGGAAGGGCCUAACAAUGUGGGUAAGCCCACCGCACAAUCCAAUGACACUGAAACUCAGGGAAAUAUUUCUUCUCUGGCACAACCGUUGCUUCGAAAACGCCUAGCUUCUUCAUCUGCUUCUGGGUCCCGUGAAGAAUUGGUUCCAAAAGAAGAAAGUGGCACUGAUGUGGUUGCACCUGUGCUCAAGAAAGCCAAAGGUUCAGAUUCCCCACAAGGGAGUGGUGAAGGACAAUCUAGUGCCAUUUUAGAAAAUGUUGAAACCCUUCCAGGCGUUGAAGAGUCUGGUGGUGUUGUUGAUUUGCCUCAAGUUUCAAAUGAGGAAACCCUUGAUGCUGAGAAAGAAGAGGUUGAGACCUCUGGAGAGAAGGCUGAAGAACCAAAGGAACCACAGUCAGAAGGCACGAGUCAGGUUGACUCCCAAAAUGAGAAGGACAAUAUUUCUGAAGAGAAUUUGGAUAGGACAGGUGGAAAAGAGCUGGUGUCUGAUGAUGGAGCACAUGAUCAUGUGGAACCAGAGAACCAACAAUCACUUAUGGAAAUUGGAAGUGAGAGAGAGGAGGGAGAGCUGGACCCUGAUGCUGCAGAUAUUGACGGUGCUGGUGGUGGGGCUACUGGAAGCCUUGAGUUAGGUGAGGGCCAACCUGAGCCUGGUGCAACUCCAGUGGCUUCUCCUUCUAGGAUUGAUGAUGAUGGUGUCGGGGAAUAUAAUGCUUCCCUUGAGGUGUUAAAUGAUGAGAAGAACGAUGAAGUAGAUGUAACUGAAGAAACUGCUGAAGGUUCUGAUAAAUCAAAUGAUGGUAAUGACCAGACUGCAGUGGAGAUUGAUCAGCCUGCUGAAGCUGCCUCGACACUUGCUGAGAGUUCAUCAACAAUUACUAGUGUUGUGAUGGAAGUGGGAGAGGUAAAACAGGUUUCUGCUGGGAGUAAUACGUCAAUUCCUACAGAGACUGGCGUUCAGAAACAAGGAAGCCCAAGUGUCGUGGAAGUUGAAGAGCCAAAACAGGUUUCUCCUGCAAGCACUACAUCAACCACUAUUAAUUUGUUGGAAAGAGCGAAGGAGAGGUCUGUGCUAAGACAAGCUGGAGUGGCCUCUCCACCCGGUAGAGGGCGUGGAAGACCAGCACCACGAGGUCGAGGAAUGCGUGGUGGACGUGGUGUACGCGGUGGGCGUGGACAAGCGUCUGGUGAUAAAGGUUAAGAUAGUAUAAUUUUACCUCUUGCAUUGUUUACUGAAUUUCUUUUCUACUUUUGAGACAUUAUAAUGGUAAAAUGUGGACUUCAUUUUAAAAAUACAUAAUAAAAAUUAGUUAUUUUGCUUGCAAAUAA
Molecule: messenger RNA, 6554 nt
Organism: Ziziphus jujuba (common jujube)
Lineage: Eukaryota; Viridiplantae; Streptophyta; Magnoliopsida; Rosales; Rhamnaceae
Product: nuclear-pore anchor
Exons: 48
Coding region: 199-6426 (2075 amino acids)
Biological process (GO): protein import into nucleus; mRNA export from nucleus
Cellular component (GO): nuclear pore
Molecular function (GO): structural constituent of nuclear pore
Source: RefSeq, a predicted model, not a curated record